Cyprinus carpio (common carp) is the source of this 6613-nucleotide messenger RNA. RefSeq names its product leucine-rich repeat and fibronectin type-III domain-containing protein 2-like. Gene Ontology annotation, cellular component: cell surface; postsynaptic density membrane. Gene Ontology annotation, molecular function: protein binding. The record is from RefSeq and is a predicted model, not a curated record. NCBI's taxonomy places the organism in Eukaryota, Metazoa, Chordata, Actinopteri, Cypriniformes, Cyprinidae.
UUUUUUUUAUUCUAUUUUUAUUUUCUUUUUUUCUUCCUUAAAUGACCUUAAAUGCUUUCUAUGCAUUGCAAGUUAUUUGACACAAAUCUCUCAAAGACUAAUCAUGUAGGUUAAGUAAGGGCAAAGAUAAUCCGUAUACUCUCAAUUCAAGUUGAUCCGACACAAUCGGACAUCCUGCAUGUAAGCGCAGUCAACCCAGAUCGACCAUUCCCUGCAAAGUCUAAUUAUGUAGCUUCGGUGAACGUACAGAUAAUGCGUAAAUCCGGACGCCUUGGCAUGCGCCAUACGUCCGUCUGUGCAUUACUCUGAUCCCGAUAAGCUUCUCUGAGUUGUCCCUGCAACGCACCAUUGUCCGUUCUGACUCGUUUGUGCCAUCUACAGAUUUGCACAGCUCUGGAGAGCUUUUGAUCACCGUCUACACGCGCUCGAUACAUGUUUUAUCUGACCUGCGCUCCUCGCAAACCAUUCUUUUUCUUUUUUAAAAAUACGCUCAAUCGCUUUCCUCGGGGUGUUUCUGGAUAUCGCUUUAGUUUGCGAACGGGAUCGUCUGUACGUUAAUGGAUUCACUACUAAACAAUGGAGAAACAGACAGCUACUGAAAUGCGGGAAUAAACGGUUGGCGUUGGGAGAGGAAUACACAAUUUAACGAGAGAUCUGGGAUAAUUGUCUGCUCUAGAAGUGCGUGUGGCCGUUUUCAGCUCAACUUGGUGGAAACUACACAAGGAUGGUGUGUUAGGACUCGGAUUUCAGGGCAGGUCGGCGUGCAAAAGAAUUCACCUUGCUCCGUUUCUCUUUUCUUUACAUAACACAAGAAAAGAAGAUGUAUUAAAACAGCAAAGGCUUUAAAGCGCCUCCGUUUAGAAUUAAGUGGAAUCAAGGCGAAUGGAUACGUUUCCAGUGUUUAAGGUGAACAAGUGACCCAAUGAGGUGGAAUACUACUUUAGCGGAGUGCUGGAAGAGAAGUUACUUGCCCCAGUUCUCCGAGAGCACAGGGAGAGACAGACAUCUCUGAUUGUUUGUUGCCAGUAGGGAGACGGGAAGGUAUAAGCCUGCUGUGUGGGAUCGUUCAAAAUCAAGGCUGCGAGAAGGAACCAUAUGGCACAAAACACAAUAUAGGUCCCUGCUUGUGAUUUACCAUGGACAAAGUGCUCUGCAGCCUCCUUCUCCUGGGAAGCGCAGUGAUGAUGACCACCGCCUGCCCUAAAUAUUGUGUUUGUCAGAACCUAUCAGAGUCCUUGGGCACACUGUGCCCAUCCAAAGGUCUGCUGUUCGUGCCCCCUGACAUUGACAGAAGAACCGUGGAGUUACGCCUGGGAGGAAACUACAUUAUCAAAAUUACCCAGCAGGACUUCACCAACAUGACGGGCCUUGUGGACCUCACAUUGUCACGAAACACCAUCAGCUUCAUCCAGCCCUUCUCCUUUGUGGAUCUUGAAACCUUGCGCUCGCUGCACCUGGACAGUAACCGGUUGACAGAGCUGGGCCCAGAUGCCCUGCGAGGCUUAGUGAACUUGCAGCACCUCAUCCUAAACAAUAACCAACUGACUCAUAUCUCCAAAGAAGCUUUCGAUGACCUACUGCUCACUUUGGAGGACCUAGACCUCUCGUACAACAACCUGCGAGGCGUACCCUGGGAGGCCAUUCGGAAAAUGCUCAACCUACACCAGCUGAGUCUGGACCACAACCUCAUCAGCCACAUAGCUGAAGGCACUUUUACUGAUCUUGAGAAGCUGGCAAGGCUGGAUCUGACAUCAAACCGUCUCCAGAAGCUUCCGCCAGAUCCCAUCUUUGCUCGGUCACAGAGCAGCAGCAUUCUAAGUACACCGUUUGCCCCGGUCUUGUCUCUCAGUUUUGGGGGGAAUCCUCUUCACUGUAACUGUGAAAUUCUUUGGUUGCGCCGUUUAGAACGGGAGGACGAUAUGGAAACAUGCGCCUCCCCUCCUAGUCUGAAAGGUCGCUACUUUUGGUAUGUGCGAGAGGAAGAGUUUGUGUGUGAACCACCCUUAAUUACCCAACAUACCCAUAAGCUUUUGGUUCUGGAGGGACAGACGGCCAGUUUACGCUGCAAGGCAGUGGGUGACCCUAUGCCUUUCAUACACUGGGUUGCUCCAGAUGACCGACUAAUUAGUAACUCAUCCAGGGCUACAGUGUAUGAAAAUGGUACUUUAGACAUUAUGGUCACCACCUCUAAGGACUAUGGGACAUUUACGUGCAUUGCUGCAAAUGCAGCAGGAGAAUCAACAGCCUCAAUUGAGCUCUCCAUUAUCCAACUCCCCCACCUAAGCAAUGGAACUAACCGCACAGCUCAGCCAAAGUCCAGGCUGUCUGACAUCACCAGCUCCACUAAAACCAGUAAAGGGGAGACCAAAGCCCAACCAGAACAGGUAGUGUCAGUGUCAGAGGUCACCGCGGUCUCUGCUCUGAUCAAGUGGACAGUAAGCAAAGUGUCACCCAAAGUCAAAAUGUACCAGCUCCAAUACAACUGUUCAGAGGAUGAUGUCCUGAUUUAUAGGAUGAUUCCGGCGAUCAGCAAAUCCUUCUUGGUAAACAACCUGAUGCCAGGGAUGCAGUAUGACCUAUGCGUGUUGGCAAUCUGGGAAGACACCGCCACCACACUCACUGCGACGAACAUAGUGGGUUGUGUGCAGUUUGAGACACGUGACGAGUACCCCCGCUGCCAGUCGCUGCACAGUCAGUUUUUAGGAGGAACCAUGAUCUUGGUGAUUGGUGGAGUGAUCGUAGCCACUUUAUUGGUCUUUAUUGUCAUCCUUAUGGUAAGGUAUAAAGUAAACAGUGGCUUGCAGGUUGCAAAGUUGGUGACGGUGAGUAAUACCUACUCCCAGACCAAUGGGAGACAACAGGCUACACAGCGACUAAACAAUGGCGCUCCUACACCGCAGGCUCCAAAAACUGUAGUGGUGAUGCGAGAUGAAGUGGUGGAGUUUAAGUGUGGAUCCUUGCAGAGUAGCAUCUCCUCUUCAUCCUCCUCGGCUGACUCCCUUGGAAGUGAGAAAGUUGAGUCCUUCAACCGACACGUGGAUUCUAACACCUUGCCCAACAGGUGGAAGCAGUCGUCAACUAAGGCACGACCAAACCUGGAUAACCUGCUUGGGGCAUUUGCUUCUCUGGACCUGAGGGUUCCCGCAAGAGAUCCGGGAGGACCGUCUUCCUCAGGGACCAUGGUGAUGGCCAUGAGACCGGCCACUGACAAGGAGCCUCUGCUAGGCCGGGGAGAUUCCAAGCUUGGGAAGCUUGUAAUGCUGCCAUCAGAGAACAAACCCAAGCGCAGCCACUCGUUCGACAUGGGCGACUUUGGUGCUUCGCAGUGCCUUAGUUACCCACGACGCAUCAGCAACAUUUGGACUAAGAGGAGUCUCUCGGUCAACGGUAUGCUCCUGCAGUGCGACGAGAGCGAGGGGGAAGGGGAUAAGGCAACGUUUGAUAGCUCUGAGUGGGUAAUGGAGAGUACAGUCUGACAGGGAUUUCGGAUUAGCUCUGCCAAAAAAAGAAAAAGGACAAAAAACAAACCAUUCUCUGAACUCAUCAGGUGAAAAAGAUAUGAACUUGCUGCAUCAUAUGACAUCAAGAAGGACUCAAAUGGCGGUAAUGAAAAGACACCUCAGCAGUGGCCAUGACUGUGUAAUGCAUGAUUUUUCCAUGUCAAUAUUGUCCUUCUGUUCACUUGAUCACAAAGAAGUUCAAAGAUUUGUGUCCGGGCUAGGCAAGCAGCCGAGGCCAGGGCUGGCCCCGUUUAUUGAGAGCUGGAUGAAGGAUAUCUCCAGUUGCCUUCAAACAUUAAAGCAGAUAUGAAUAAAUACCCAAGAACAAGGGAUAUGGGGGUAUCUCAGAAAAACAGGGGGGAAUAAAAGAGAGAAUUUAUCCGACUGUGCACUGCAGUUUGCCAAGAGGAUUUUCUUCAGCUAAGUGGAUGUGCAUCACAAUGGACCAAACGUUCACAUGAGACAGGACUACAUAAUUUAGCAGGUGAAAUGAAAAAAAAGAAAUGCAAAUGUAAUGAAUUUUUGUAGUUUUUUUUCUCUCUCUUUUGUUGUCGUUUUUACUUUUUUAAGUUAAUUCUAGUGUUGUUCCCCUGCAUUUUUCCUGAACAAUUGAAGAAUACAGUACAGCCUGUCAUACAUAUUUUACACUAAGGGAGAAAUACAAAUCUAAAAUUCAUGAAGAUUUCUUUGUCAUAAUCAAAUCUGCAAACUUAAUCUGCUAAUUGUCUGUGAUGUUUCUUGACAUUGUGUGCCUCUUUUUCAGUUUAUCAGUGCAUCUGUCACAUUUGAUUUUAGUUUCAGAGUUUGAAAGCUGAUUGUCGUCUGAUCAGAUUGCUGCAAAUUUCCUUUACUAUUGAUACAGCACAGUACAAGUCAGUCUGUCCGAGGUACAUAUUAUUUAUACAAAGCGAUAUUUACUACAUAUUGCAUACCCAACCAAUACUUUGCAUACCCAACCAAGAAGAGACUGUUCGAUGUCCCCUUUGUCUACCCUUUAAAAAAAAUACAAAUAAAUAAAUAAAAAAAGUUAUAUACCAACAUGAUUUAGACAUGGUACCACUGUAAUACUGCAGUAUUCUUUAAAGUAACAUGCUAUAUGACUAUAUGAAUAAUUGAUUAAAUUACAUUUUGCAAGCAUAUUCCAAAGUUGUGAUUAUACCCUUGGAAUAUGCUUUCAAAAUAAUGUUUGAUUAUGAUUUCUUGAUUUUUAAUGAUGGUAAUUACCCCCUCAAUGAUCAUUUUCUAACACUGUAACUAUCGAUCUGUUCCCUCUGUAAGUCUAGUUUGUUAGUGUUGGUGAUUUACUUUUGUCCUUUCCGCAACAAGCCCCUCAAGACUUAAGCCUGAAAUAUAGGUCAGAGUGUUACGCUAGACAGUAUGUUUUGAAAGACAUUUAGGACAGGAUCACAGUUUUGUGUAGAAACCUUUAUUAGUGCCAAAUGGUUGUGGCAAGCUUAAUUUCUCACAGAGGUCAUGAACUGGGGAAAAACUGAGCUCCUCUAUCAUCAUUGUGCCCUUAAGCGAUGGCACUUUACCUCAGGUUGCUCCAAGGGGACUCUCUUGCUAUUAGUGCAGUGCAAGUUGAUUUGGAUGAAAAGUGUUGGUUACAUGAUUAUUAAAUGACAAAAGAAAAUGUUAAAGACCUGGAUAAAUCAUGUAUAGUCCUUAUCUCCAAUUUUACUAUUUCAAAAUGUGGUGAUACUUUCUAUGAACACAUCUAUAGUGCAUUUGUAGUAUAUUUUAGUGGAAUUUUAAAGCAGUCAUAAACAUUAUUACGAGUGUAAGGCUUUACAACAAAAUAUUGUUACUGUCUUGCACAGGGGGAGGGGGGAAAGGCAGGUGGGCAAGAGUUUGAGUGAAGAUGCAGUAUUAAAUCAGAAUUGGAUUUUGUAAGGUCAGGUUUCUAUGACUGUUCCUUUAUCUUCUUCCUAAAUAUGACACAUUAUUUUGUUUUACUGUUUUUUUAUUUUAUUGAUUUUUUUAAAUAAAUUAUCUAGACAUAUCUGUAAAAAUCUCCAGCCAACCCCGUGUUAAAUUGCAUUUCAGACAUCAAAAUGGCUAUUUAAUUUUGUUAAGUGUGUACUAUAGAUCUGGUGUUCCUAGGAAGUUUUACCCAAAGGAUCAUAACAUACAUGUCUAUUUUUCUUAUUUUGAAAACAAAAAUCUUUAUUUUUCUAUUUUGUGAAAAGCUAACAGUUUCAUUGCCUUUUUGUUUGUCUGAUACAAUGUCACUGCAUAUGGUUUUGAUUAUGUUUUACUUUACAGUUAUAUUAUAUACAGAAAGACAUGGAUAAACAAACACAACAUACAGUUCUUAAUUUAUUUGUUUCCUUAUUAUUAGUAUUAUUAUUUUUAUUUUAGCUAAACAUUUAAGCCACAUUCUCGAUUUGCAUCAUCCGUUGUUUAUAAUUUGUUACUGCUCUUGGUAUAUGAUUAUUUCCUUUUUUAUGACCUUUUUUGUAUAAAAAUUAUAUAAGAAUGUAUGAUGGUAUUCUGUACAGUGAUCCUCUUAUUUUCCUGGUCAGAAAAAAAAGAAGAAAAAAAAAUAGAAGGUGCUUUAACAUAUUGUUCUGACAUACGUGUAAAUGUGAAGCAGCAUAGUCACGUUUUUCACUUGGAGUUGUAGAAAAAAGAAAAGAGACUAAAUCAUUCUAAACCAUUUCUGUGUUCAAAAGAUUUUGCUACAACAAGAUAAACACACAGAAUUCAUAAAAUUUAAAACUGUCUGUUUUUUGUCUACUUGAUUCGCAGCCUCUCAGAAUUAUUAUUUUUAUUUUUUUAUUAGUGUGUGUGUGCUUAUUGUAUCUGCUUUUCUGCCUUAAGGUGUUCUCGAACAGUAUAAUUUGUCUUACUCAUGUCUGACUUGAGUCAUUGCAGUUGGGAAUUUCAUCCUCACCAAAAAGUGUGCAUAGUUUUAGCAAGAUAUACUUUUAACGAAUUUACUCUGAGGGGAUAUCCUCAAAGAUCAGCUGAAGGAACUCAUGGGGUGCACAAGAAACUUAAUUGAGUGUAGUCUGUAGUAGUCAUAAAACAUUAAAAUAUGACACGCAGCCCACUGAGAUGUGCACAAUUUCCAUGACGUGUAAUCUCAUAUAAAACAUACUUGUCAUCCA